AUGGCGGGCGUAGUCCCUGGAGGCGUCCAGACUUCCACCACCCUUUCAAUAUUGCCAUCUGAAGGUGCCGAUCCCAACCCUAAUCCCAAUUCCAAUCCCGACAAUGGCGCUGGCAUCGGUAACGGCAACACCGGCACAAAUAGCGAGGCUCAAAGCUCGCCAACGCCGACAUCUCCAAUGAACAUUCUGCCGCCGAAUUCUUCACCUACAAGCGUCUUCACUGCGCUCCCAUUGCCUACGGUCAUCAUCUUCAACGACGCAGCCAACUUCGGGCCCAGACCUGACGGACGUGUUUUUUCCACCGAUGGCCAGACCAAGCUCUUUUCAUGGAAAAUUGGCAACAGCACGACGACACCGUUAAAUAUUUUCUGGUACGGGAAACCCAAUGCUUCAGAGGAGGCCUUCGAUAUAUCCGUGGCAAAAACCAUUGCCCGUGCCCAGUUCGGUAACUCCAGCCCCGGAAACGAGAUUGUUAAUCUGAGCUUCUCAAACGCAACGCUCAACCUCACAGGCUCCGCAUUAACUUCAGGCAACUGGUACAAUAAGGAUAUGGUCAUCAAAAUCGAUUGGAAAACAAAAAAUGGAGAAAUAGGCUUCUCCCAAUCCGGCGUCUUCACCGUUUCGAAUGGGACAGGCUUGGAUGAGCCACUCUUUGAGAAAGAGGCGACCAACAACGACCAAGACCGGCGAGGUGGUGAGGCUGUAACCUCAACCAGUAUACUGCCCCAACCCACCAACGGAUCUUCUAACGGCAACGGUAACGGCAUCGGAGGCGGCAGCAGUGGAGACAGCAGCAGGGCAACUGGUGGCGGCCUGAGUACAGGCGCCAAAGCUGGCAUCGCCGUGGCGUGCUCUAUCGUUGGCAUCGCCCUCAUCGGCGGCCUCGUGUGGUUCCUCCUUCGCCGCCGGCGGAGACGCCAUUUCGACCAGGGCUACAAUGCUGCCGGCCAGACUACCAACUCCUUCAUCGCCACCAAGGAAGUUCAGGCUUCAGUCGCCGAGUCGCCCAUCGUCUCUCCCUUUUCUGACCACGGCGACCGAGCCCGUUCCGGUUCCACCAAUGCAAUGGUACCUCUUCAGCCGGCUGCUGCAGGAACGACGGCAGCCGCGCGGGCUGCUACUCACGAUGAUGAGACGGAGCGUCCAGACACUGCUGGGUCGGGCAACAACAACAUGUCACGCAACAUUGCUCAUCUCGUUGAGGAGGGCAUGACAGAGGCCGAUAUCCUGCGACUGGAAGAGGAAGAGCGACAUCUAGACGCUGAGAUUGAGCGUGCAGCUCGAAGAAAUACCUGACCCUCAUCAUGUGCAAGUAUAAAAUAUGCUUCUCCGCCUCUGCCAAAGAAGGGAAAGUUUAAUAAGCUUUGGAAGGCUGUCGGUUUUCUUCUUGUUUCCUCUUUUCCGUUUGGGAAUCCCGGGGAGACCGGAUAUGUUUGGCUUCCGUGCCGCCUUUCUCUGUGAAGCUCGUAAUUUCUUUAUAUCAUGUUUGUGUGACGAUUUGGAUACCAUGUACAAAGCAAAGGACGUUACGACUCAUGAUAUGAUAUCGAUCCUUUGACGGCAUCUUUAUUGUCCUCUUUCACCUUUGCUGAGAUGACUGGAAAUGAACUCGACGAUCUAAAGAUAUCAAUUGGUUUCCUCUUGCAGGCAUCUCAUUCUUUUUUUAAUCUCGAAUUGUAUAUAUAUAUACCCUCUGCGCAUGUUUAGUAGCUUCAUAGUAGCACGAGGGCGCCACUCGCUGUAAAUUCUAAUAGAGAAACAAGAAAAUGCUAAGACCUC
This is a messenger RNA of Trichoderma virens Gv29-8, 1779 nucleotides long. RefSeq lists its product as uncharacterized. NCBI's taxonomy places the organism in Eukaryota, Fungi, Ascomycota, Sordariomycetes, Hypocreales, Hypocreaceae. The record is from RefSeq and is a predicted model, not a curated record. The coding region runs from base 1 to 1296 and encodes 431 amino acids. The transcript is spliced from 2 exons.